AUGAAACUUCUCACUAUCACAUUCAUUGUGACGAUAUCCACAUUAGUGUCUGCCCAGAGCGUCAAAGUCUGCGGCGGCGCCUAUUGGGAUGGUACAUCCAAAUGUGAACCUGGGUACAGAUGCGCACCUGUGAUGGCUGGACUCUCGGUCUGUCUCCCUGCCGUGGCGGCUCCUACGCGUGACAACGUGUCUGGUCCUCCAGCGACACGUACUGCCGCGGAUAGUACCUCAAUUGCAACUCACGUCACUGCGUGA
Serendipita indica DSM 11827 is the source of this 255-nucleotide messenger RNA. The record is from the annotation of a GenBank genome assembly. NCBI's taxonomy places the organism in Eukaryota, Fungi, Basidiomycota, Agaricomycetes, Sebacinales, Serendipitaceae.